Parus major (Great Tit) is the source of this 8807-nucleotide messenger RNA. RefSeq names its product solute carrier family 49 member 4 (gene SLC49A4). Bases 240 to 1664 code for a protein of 474 amino acids. The transcript is spliced from 9 exons. Lineage: Eukaryota; Metazoa; Chordata; Aves; Passeriformes; Paridae. The record is from RefSeq and is a predicted model, not a curated record. Gene Ontology annotation, cellular component: intracellular membrane-bounded organelle; membrane.
CCGCUGGCCGCCGGUGCGGCUCUCUCCCCGCGGGCGGCGGGUUCGUCUCUCCUCUGCGGCGCCGGUUUCCUCCUCCCCUCGCCGGCGGAGGAAGGAGGCGGCUGCCGGCCCUUCCCGACCGCGCAUGCGGCAGUGCCGGGCCGGGGCAGCGCUGCCGCGAUCGGGGGCUGAAGUGUGGGUGUCCCUUCCCCCGGCCCCGUGCCCUCCUCCCCUGCGGACCCCCGGCAGUGCCCCCGCAGAUGGGGCUGGGCUGGAGCAGCGCGGAGGAGCGGCGGCCCCUCCUGCCGCCGCCACCGCAGCAGCCGCGGCCGCAGCCGCGGGGGCCGGCGGGGGGCCCGGCGGGGCGGCUGCCGCCGCUGUCGGGCCGUGUGUACGGGCGGCGGUGGCUGGUGCUGCUGCUGUUCUCGCUGCUGGGCUUCGCCCAGGGCCUGGUGUGGAACACCUGGGGCCCUAUCCAGAACUCGGCCCGCCUGGCCUUCGGUUUCAGCGGCUGGGACAUCGCCCUGCUCGUCUUCUGGGGGCCCAUCGGCUUCGCGCCCUGCUUCUUCUUCAUGUGGCUCAUGGACAAGAAGGGUCUGAGGGUAACAGUGUUACUAACAUCAUCCCUCAUGGUGUUGGGAGCUGGCCUGAGAUGUGUUCCAGUUUCAGACAUAGAAAUUAGGAAGAAGCUGAUCCACGGAGGGCAGCUGUUAAACGGCUUGGCGGGGCCCACGGUGAUGAACGCGGCUCCGUUCCUGUCCACGACGUGGUUUUCUCCGGACGAGCGCGCCACGGCCACGGCCAUCGCCUCGCUGCUCAACUCCCUGGGCUCUGCUGCUGCCUUCCUGGUGGGGCCUCUGGUGGUGCCACCUCCCAACGGCACAGCUCACCUGCUGUCACAGAGCAACACCCAGCACAUCAAGGACCGCAUCGAGGCCAUGCUCUAUGCAGAAUUUGGAAUGGUUUCCCUGAUAUUUUCUGCAGCGUUGGCCUACUUCCCCUCGCGCCCUCCAUUUCCCCCCAGUGUGGCUGCAGCGAGCCAGCGGCUCAGCUACAGGAGAAGUUUUUGCAGACUCUUAAGCAAUUUCCGAUUCUUGAUGAUUGCUUUAGCCUAUGCGAUACCACUGGGUGUUUUCUCUGGCUGGUCUGGUGUUCUGGAUUUGAUAUUAACACCCAUUCAUGUAAGCCAGGUGGAUGCAGGCUGGAUUGGAUUUUGGUCUACAGUUGGAGGUUGUGUUGUUGGCAUAGCAAUGGCAAGAUUUGCAGAUUUUAUCAGGGGCAUGCUGAAGUUCAUACUGCUGCUGCUUUUAUCUGGAGCAACAUUAGCAUCAACCUGGUUCACUCUCACCUGUCUAACUACUGUCACUCAUCUGCCUUUAACCACAGGUACACUGUACACAUCCUGCAUUUUGCUGGGUAUAUUCCUCAACAGCAGCGUACCAAUAUUCUUUGAGCUCUUUGUGGAGACAGUCUACCCUGUUCCAGAAGGAAUAAGCUGUGGAGUUGUCACCUUUUUGAGUAAUGUGUUCAUGGGAGUGCUUUUGUUUUUCCUCACAUUUUACCAUACAGAGUUUUCCUGGUUCAACUGGUGCCUGCCAGGGUCGUGUCUGCUCAGCCUGCUCCUCAUCCUGUGCUUCCGCGAGUCCUACGACAGACUCUAUCUCGACGUCGUCGUCUCCGUGUGAUCACACCGGGCUGGUGAGGGCUUGGAAGAGACUGGAAGUCGGCUUUGCAGUCUGCACAUCUGCCUGGAUUUGCACAGCUGAACAGCAGAAAAACAAAGAAAUUUCAAGACUUAAUCAUGGCUUUAUUUAGAGAGGGUGAGGGACGGGUUGUUCUUACGUUCAAGACCAUCUUGAUUUGCCAUAAAUGUGGAGCUGGAGUGGUGAUGGUGACACCAAAAUGCACAAAGAGAAUCUCUCUGCUGUCCAGGUCCCUGUGCCAGGGCUGGGGCUCUCUGUUGAGGAGGCUGUUGAUGUAGCAGUGAGGUGUAUGUUGUGUAUGUGUGUGUGUGUCUGUGUGCACCUGUGUGCUGACUCACGGUUCUACACACCUGGGUACCAGUAAUCUUCAGAGUCUUCUAUCAGAAUAAAAAUAGGGAAUAAUCUUAACAAAAGGAAAAAAAUAAGAAAAAUCUUUCCUUCAAGAGCUCUUUAAAAUCACUAGUCAUUUAUAUAUUGAAUGUCCAUUAAACAGUUAAGCUAAAAUGAUUUGGUGCUUGUACACUACAUUUACAUUCUAAUAAAGUGGGUUCUGAUAUAAGACACUGGUACACAGGGGUUUUAGCCAUACUAAAUAGCCCAAAUAAUCCUUGCAUUGUUAUUAGAGGUGUUUGUUACCACCCUGGAGCACAAGUAAACAAUAGCUGUAGCUGCCACUGAAUCUCAACCUGCACCCACAGUCAUCCCUGAAAUGCCACCAUAGUUCCAUAUCUCCUGAAUAUGGAGUAUCUGAGGUGUACUGGAGUGUCACUCUAGGUAAAGGUUGCUGUUCUAAAGGCCACCACUAUGUCACCUUUCCAUCCUCCAUCUCCAGUACUGCCUUUUUUACUGUUUGUGCCACUGAAUACUGUGGGUGUGGAUGUCUGAGUCCUGCUAGUUCUCUCCUGAUACUCUAAGGUGUGUGUGGUUUUUAGGAUUAGUUUAUGACUGAGGGUGCCUAAACAAUAUUGCUUGUAACUUGUCUUGAAAAAUUACUGUUUCCUAACAAAACACCUUCCUAGCUGAGGAGGUGCAUUGAUGGCGAAAUGACAAUGAGUUUGACAAUGAGGAGUAACUCAUGAGUUCUGGCAUAAUAUGGGAAAUUAAUGCCAGCUCUUUUUAUCAGUACUAAUCUGUGGUCGUUCUGGCCCUUACUUGAACAUAAAUAUUAAAGACACUUUGAAAAGUUUUUUAACCCAAUUUUUAAACCUGCUAAUGAUUUCUUAAUUAUAUUCUUAGAUUUCAGUUCAGCAUCAUUUAAAAUAUUUCUGUAUGUGUGUGUGUGUUCUGUGCUUUGUGUUAGGGGGGUGUGUUUGUGUGUAUGGGGGUGUGCAUAUUUAUAUCAAUGUAUACACAAAUAAAACUUAUAUAUAUAAGAGAUACAUAUAUAUAUAAGUUGUGCAAGGGUAUGUGUUUCCCUAGGUUUACCCCAGGUGAUGCUGUCUGGGGAAGGUGAUGUGCCCUUGUUUGUAACUAAGCCAGUCACUGCCGCGAGUGGGAACGCGUCGUGCGCGGUCUGCGACAGGGAUUCUGUUCAGGGGCUGAAUGAUUUCCUGUCGUGGCAGUUCUGUGGCAGGGGGUGGGUGCAUGUGUUGGAGGAGGCUUUGCAUCUCUGGAAGUUGAAUCAAGCACCCUCUGCUCCUGUGUGGGGCUCUUUGCCAAGAGGUGACACCAACAUGAUAAGCUCACUCAAAUAAACCCAGAACUACCUUUCAGACAUGGAUCUGUUCCUUCUGCCUGCUCUCCUUUUGCAGAGAGAAUACACCUCUAAGACUUAACUCAGGAGUGUAUCUGUGCAGUAAAAUAAAACAAGCUGUUCCUUGCUUUUAUGUUUUCAGAGCAAUUGAUGUACUUACUGUAGUAACUGAAAAUGGAUUUAGUUCAUUGCCUAUAUGGGCUCUAAAUGAUCUUUCCUGUCUUGAAGCAGGCUCUUUCUGGGUAGUGGAGCUAACCUGCACAGGGAAAACUAAAUCAGUCCAAUCAGAUCCACUGGCAUGAUCCCUUACUUUCAGAUGAGUGGUAUUAACUGUACAGCAUCUUUUUACUAUGUUUUAGUGCCUGGAUUAGUUUCAGUAUCCAGUAGCUGCUGCUACCUAUUGUCUUCUGAAACCAAGGAUUGCUUGCCAAGAGUCUGGAGUUGCACUGUCAUGGCAGAACUUUCAGUUCAGAUAGCUUUUCAGAGCUCUGUUUCUGCAAUUUACUGUAGCUAUAUAAAGAUUAAAUUUGCUCCGCUCAGGCACUGUCCUGAGUGACAGAGAUCUCAGAUCCUUCCACUGUCCUGACUAUGUUAAGAUGGAGAAGUAUUUUACGCAGUAUUCAUACUAUAAGCCAUUCUUCCUCUGUUCCAGAAGGCAUCAAACAAUUCAAAAUAUUUGUCAGUGCUUCCAGAUGCAGGCUCUCCAUAGUCAGGAGAAAAGAGUGAAUCUCUUGUUUUAAACCCUGUUGAUUGUUUUUCUGAGUCAGUGUGAAUGGCUCACUGUGACUCUGAUGCUUUGGUAGCUGUUUCUCUGUGUGGUGGGCUGACUGUGGGUGGACACCACGUGCCCGCCAGAGCUGCUCUGUCAUUGCCCUCCUCAGCUGGGCAGAGGAGAGAAAAUAAAAUGGAAAGCUCAUAAGUUGAGGUAAGAACAUGGAGAAAUCACUCACCAGUUACCAUCAUGGGCAAGACAGACUCAACUUGGGGAAACUAGUUUAAUUUGCUAGCAAUCAUGUCACAGUAGGGUAAUGAGAAAUAAAACCUAAUCUUGAAGACACCUUCCCCCAAUCUCUCCCUUCUUUCCAGGCUUAACUUUACUUGUGGUUUUCUCUCCCUCCUCCUCCCAGCAGCACAGGGGGACAGGGAAUGGGGGCUGUGGUCAGACCAUGUCUCAUCCCCUGAGGACACCUCACAUUCUUCCCCUGCUCCAGCAUGGAGUGCUUCCCAGGGGAGACAAUCCUCCACGAUUUCACCGGUGCGGGCACAGAGCUUCGGGAACAAACCUGCUCCAGCCUGGGCUUCUCUCUCCAGCGUGCCUCAGGUCAUGCCAGGAGUCAUCUCCAGCAGGUUUCCCACAGGUCUACAGCCUCCUUUGGGCAUCCAGCUGCACGGCAUGGGGUUCUCCACAGGCUGCAGGUGGAUCUUUGCUCCCCAUGGGCUGCCUCACCAUGGUCUGCAUCACAGGCUGCAGGGGAAUCUCUGGAUUCAGCUCCUCCCUCUCCCCCUGCUCUGACCCGGGUACCUGUAGAGCUACUCCUCCCUGUGGCUGCAAUGGCUGCUGUGCCAUAGCUUCCCUUCUUACUCUGUUAUCCCAGAGGUGUUUUCACCAUGGCUGAUGGGUUCAGCCUUGGCCUCUGCUCCAUUUGGAGCCUGGCUGGUGUUGGCUGUGUCACUCACGGGGAAGCUCCCAGCUGCUUCUCACGGCCCCCCCUGCAGCCCCUCGCUCCCAGAGCCUUGCCAUGCAGAGCCCAGGCCCUGUGUAUGCCUGGCACUGCAGCCUGGGCUGAGUUACAGCCAUCAGUGCCUCUGCUCCACGGCAGGGACCUUCUCCAGGGCUGGGCAGCUCAGCCAGACCCCGCUGGAAACCUGCGCCGGAGUCAGGGCUCAACCUGAGCUCCCAGCAACUCUGAUGGAAAUCUGCCCAAGUGAAAGUCAAAGGAUUGCUCCCAAAUUACUUCAGGUUGUGCAGGACACGGCUGCAUUCCUCACACAGAGUUCAGGCUUAGGAUUUUUAAUAGAUUAACAAGUCUGGCUCAGGAUGGAUGUGAGGAUUUUAAAUGUGCUUGCUGAGAUCUCUGGAAAACAUUUUAUUUCCUUCUGUGGAGGAGCAGUCCAUUUCAUUUCAGUAACACAACUUAACCCAUAGUAAUAUUUUUUGGAUAAACUUUAUCACUUGGUUCAUCCUUGUUUGGAUUUAGCAAGAGUCCAAGCUGCCAGGCUGCCUGCACUUUGUUGGAAGUUUGAGUUUGAAGUGCAGGGAAAGCCCUUAGCAGUACAGAUGCAAUUAGCAGCAGUGCAGAAUAGGCUCAAUACAGUUAAUGUUUUUCUUAAUAAUGAAAGUUUGAAGUCUCUCUAACUUGAACCAGUCACAGCAUUGGCUGCUGCAUGGCCUGUGACUUGCCAGCAGAGGAAGGCGCCCUGAGAAGCCCCAGAAUUUCUUUCUCUUGGUGAUCUGUAGCUUCACAGCCCUGAAGAACGUCUUCCCCAGCAGUGCCAAGCCCCUUAACACACAGGUAGUUGUGUUGUGGUUUGUACAGGAAAUGCUGGGAAGGAUGUUCCAUAGUGACUGUUCUCUCCUAAUGGUUCAUUUUAAACAUGGGCUGCUCUUCAGGUUUGUUUGGCUCAGUGACACCUUUAGUUCAGCUUCCAGUACUGCUGGCUCUCCUCCUGAGCUGUGGAGCUGUGCAAGCUCCCAUGCUGCUCAUGGGGAGGCUCAGGAUUACAAAAUGCUGGCUCCACUUACAGCACUGGUUCCUGUCUUUGGUCACUGCUGUUACCCAUUAACUUCCUCUGGAGUCCUUUGCCCUCCCUUGGGGCUGCCUGCUCCCCUGAGCUGGAGGUGUGGAGAAGAGCUUCCUUCCUUCCAGAGCAAUUUUACAGGGAAGGGUUGGCUGCCUGUGUACUUAAUGUACAUAAGAAUAGGGUUUUUUAGAAAAUCAUGCCAGUUGGAAUAAAGUGCAGACCCCAAAGAUUCUGCACAUAUUGUGAACAGAUAAUCUGUUACAAGCAGACUGUAAUUUACCUGAAAGCUAUGAUUUUAGCUCCCACUCCUGGAGAGGCCAAGCAGAUGGGCACUGUGUGUGUCAGGUAUUCAGGCUCACAGCAUCAGUUAUUCCCAACCAUCUGACAGAGCUGAAAGGAGUGGGAGUGGAACAACUUGAAUCUUAGAGUGGGUUGGAAAAUCCCAAACUCUCAGUGUUUGUAGUGGUAACUUGGGGAGAGCAACAGAUUGGAUUGAGUAACAAGAAGUGCCCAGUUCCAGGGGGCAUUUCAGCCCAAAAUUUCAGUAUUUCAAAAUAUUGCAUUGGACUGAUCAAGUCCAUAUAAAGUUUGAAAUUUUGUGGUGACAGAAAUGUUAUUGCUGGGUUCUUGUUCUACAGUAAACUGAGCAAGUGACUGUGGCCUUGCACUGCAACAUAAAGAAGCUGCAUUGAUUGAUGUGCAUGUAUUGGCUGUAACAAGAAAAGGAAAUGUGAUUUAAUUGUCAGGAGUGACUGAAAUAUGAAUGGGAAUUACACAGUUUGCACUGUGGAUAUAACUGCUCUGUACUGGUGUGACAGCAGGGCUCUAAUUGUUCAUUUUUGCUGUUGGGUCACUUGCAAAUUAGUAAGUAUCUCUGACAAAGGGAUUUUUAUGUUUCAUUGGUUUUGAGGAGGUUCCUUUUAUACUAAGUAUGGACCAUUGUAAUAACUUGGCAAGACAGCUGCUACAGCGGUGUGGAAACCUACCCCAGUUCUGGGUAUUGAUUUGGUAUUUGAUGAUGGUGCUGCUGUUCUCAGGGUUGUUAAAGCAUGGGAAGAGCAGGGAUGUGGAGUGUGCCAGGACGUUGCUGUGUGUGUGAAUGCACACUUACGUGAGGGCAGAUGCCAACCUUGCCAAAACAUACAAGAACUUGUCACCUUCCGUGGGUCCCAGCAUUCCAGCUGUGGGGGGAGAAGAGGGAAAUGCUGCCUUGUGGCUGCUGCCUCCUUUCCAACAAAGAGACAGCCAGGCAGCCUCCAGGUUUGCUGCUUCACGUGAGGGGAUCAUAACCAUCAAUGCAGACUCCACUCACUUCCCUGCAGCCGUGACUGCUGCGAGGUGGGUUGUGGGUGGCACAGCAAUAUCUGCCUUGCUUCCUCCAGGACUGUCACUUCAGCUGGCAGAGAAUUGCCUCAGGGCAGGCACAGCCCCAGUGAAGUCAGGAGAUGUCAAUCUGCUUACAAUUUUUGCAGUUUGUGUUUCAGGACAGAUGAAGCUAAUAAAUAGAGGAAGAAAUGUAAUUCUGUCCAAAGUUUUGACAAGCAAAAGCAAAUAUUUGCACAGAUGUGCUGGCUCCUGCCAAUUACUUGGGAUUGCAAAGUUUUUGGAUCAAUUCAUGCCCCCCACAGCCCCAGCACUGGUUCUUCACUGCUCAGCCCCAGCAGCACCGUGGGAAGCUUCAAGCCCUGGUGGAGAGCAGGGACUGCAACACAGAGGGAGAAGGGAAGUGCUGAGCCAGCAUGCCCAGGAGGGGGGAUGUUGGGCACCUGGGUUAAUUGCACAGAAGGGGUGUCUACUUCAGCCCAGUUGCUUCAGAACCUCAUUUUUUCCUUCCUCAAGGAUGAGUUUUCAACCUUCAUUUUCUGUUUGUGGCGGGAUUUGUGCCGCAGGGACAGGGACAGUGACGGUGGUGGCACUCGAUGUAGAGGCGCUGGUUUUCCAGGGUGCAGCAGGGAAGGCAGGUGGGACUUGCUCUCUGCAAUAAAAGCUUUUCUCUGCACGGUCUCCCUUCCCACUGUUCUCCCUUCCUUCAUGUGAUUUAUCUGCUUAUUGCAUCUGGACAGACUCACUGCACUCACUUUGUAUUGCUACAUGAAGACAAUACCACCAGCAAAACCUAUUUUCUUUAUGGGAAGAUCUUCCCUUCAGGCUGAUGCCACUUCUCCAACCUUAGUCCACAUGUUUGUCAAAGCCACAACAACCCCAAGCCCGUGUUUUCCUUCACAGAGAGGAUGUGCAGGUUUGUGUGGGGCUUGGGGAAAGGCUCCUUGGGGCUUGGGGUACUCACCCAUGCCAGGGGAGGGGGAUGCUCCAUGUCCCUCCCCAGCAGGGACACCCUGAAUGUGCAAUAUAAACUUGAGUUGUGCUCCCUGCCCCCUCCCUGCCCACAGCUUUUCGGUGUGCCCUGACCUAUCUGCUGUCACCUGGGCUGAGCCAGCCCAGCAGAGCUGCAGGGUGUCCCCACAGGCAGCCUGCCAUCAGCUCUUGCUCCCAUGGGACAACGAUGCAUUUUCCAGACAUAUUUCUUUUCUCUGCCUGUGAUAUUUGCUAGAUUAAAAUCUCUUUUUCCCCUACCACAUUUAAUGUCUUCCACUGUGCAUUUUAGAAAGAAGUACUUGAUAAGGUCAUAAAAACAGCUUUUAAUUAUGGGACACACCUAACAGUUGGGGUUUUUUGAACUGCAUGAACAU